GGGGUGUCGUGUAGAGUUGCAUUGGACUGCAAGCCCAUGGGUGGGUUUACAGAUAAAUGCAUGACGGUUCAAAUGAAGGAGGAUCUAAUCUGACUGACACUUCAUGUUCUUUGCCUCAAAGCUUGACUCGGCUGUCUUCUGAUCGCUGUUACGGUGCGAAGCGGCGGCUGGCCAGCGGUGCUCGAAGAUACCGGCCGGUGUGUGGACUUCUGUCGCGUUUCACAUCACUUUUCAAUGAGUUGUAGUUAUAUAAGUGGUUUUACAGGACUCACUUGCUUGUCCGUCUUAUAAAAGUAAAAAUGAGCGCCGCGGUUUACGUUAUAUCCACGGUUACCGGAUAUGUGCUGUCCUCGGCAUUACUGCUGAAGUAUCCGUCGCUGCUGCACCGGCGAAAGAAAGAAGCCUUCCGGAGCAAACACAUCUCACACCGCGGCGGAGCUGGUGAGAACUUGGAGAACACAAUGGCAGCCUUCAGGCACGCUGUUCAGCUGGGCACUGACAUGUUGGAGCUGGACUGUCAUCUGACCAGGGAUGAGCAGGUGGUGGUGCUGCACGAUUCCAACCUGAAGCGGUCGACUGGAAUCAACGCCUACAUUUCUGAUGUGGCUUACGCUGAUCUUCCACCUUACCUUUGUAAGCUUGGGGUGACGUUCAAACGGGAGUGCUUCUGUGAAGGAGGAGAUGACAAACGCAUGCCUCUGCUAAGAGACGUGUUUGAAUCCUUCCCAAACACCCCUGUAAACAUCGACAUCAAGGUCAACAAUGACAUUCUCAUCAAGAAGGUGUCCGAGCUGGUUGUCCAGUACAACAGGGAGCAUCUGACCGUCUGGGGAAACUCCAGCAACGAAAUCGUUAAGAAAUGUUAUAAAGAGAAUCCACAAAUCCCAGUCUUGUUCAGUUUGCCCAGAGUGCUGCUGUUGCUGGGUCUUUUCUACACAGGACUCCUGCCCUUCGUCCCGCUGAAGGAGCAGUUCCUGGAGAUUCCCAUGCCUUCAAUCAUUUCCAAACUUAAAUAUCAUGAGCGUCACAAACGGAGUCAGCGUUUCAUAACAUGGCUAGCAGACACGCUCCUCAUGAGAAAAGCAUUAUUCGAUCAUCUGACAAGCAGAGGAAUACAAGUGUAUGUCUGGGUGUUGAACGACGAGGAGGACUUCAAACGGGCCUUUGACCUUGGGGCUACAGGGAUCAUGACAGACUUUCCCACCAAGCUAAAGGAGUUCAUGGACAAAAACAACUACACUAAAUAAGAUUUGUAAAUGAUCAAUUAGCUAUUCCACUGAUAUUUGGCCUCUAAAUGGGCCAUUUAAUUACCCAGCAUUCUUUGAUGUGUGUGUCUAUGAGUGUAGGUGUGGCAGCUAUCAGUUUUGCAUUCAUCUGCAAUCAGCGUCAGAGCCAUUUUAGAGCAUACAGGAUAUCUUGCAAUCCUUCUGUAGCUUCAAGUUCAUAGCAAUACACAUGAUCCAUAAAAAGCUGAGGUUAUGAUGAAAUAUCAGUCAUGUAGGGGUGAUGUCAUGAUAGUCAUGACAUUUCUGUGACUUUUGCUCUGCAGGCACUUUCAUUGUAUCAUUGACUCGCAGAUGAUUGUUUUAUUACGGAGGGGGGUGGGGGGUGUACUGUGGAAUUGUUGAGAGACCAAUAAUUAGAAGGUAUUAGAGAUUUUAUGUUUAUUGUAAUGUGUAUAUUUUGUUUUUGUAAAUCAGUUUAUUUUGUCAAUAAGAUAUUGUCAAUUUUGUGAUAAGUUGUGGCUUAAAAGAUGCCUCACUAUUGCUUGAACUGUUAAGUGUAGUUUAAUAUAUGACCAGUCUGAAUUCUGACACACUAACUCAAUCUUCAUUAUUACUAAGUCAACAUAACUUUAUGAUAUAACAGUAAUCAAGACUACAAAAUAAAACACCAUUGGAAGUAUGGUGGUUAUGUACCAUUAAAAAACAUCUUAUACAAGUGAAAACUCAUAUUUGAGCUGCUUCAAAACCUAUUUCUGCUUUUCCUUUAUAUCCACUCCAACUCAUCCAAAUACAUAUAGGUAAAAUUAGUGAACAAAAUUAUGCAUAGGGAAAUUUUUAUUUGUCAAGUAUUCAAGCAAAAGUCUUUAGGUCAGAAGGUUUUGUGAUCAUGAAAAACAACGUCAGUCAAGUGUGUCCAAGCUUUGACUGGUUGUGUAUAUUAUACACUGAAGAAUGAAGUUGUGUUGGAGUGUAACUGGGUCACAAACAAGUGUAGUAUGUAGUGGUCAUGUAACAUUUGAAUGUACAUUUGCAAUAACAGGAAAAGCGUUUAACUUAAAUAUGUUGGUGGUUUUACAGUUUUGCUGUAUUGAAAGGGAAAGAUAAACAGAAACAUUUUCUCACUCUUUUAAGGAAUUCCUAUGAAAAACAGAAUGCAUUCAAAAUUUGGCAUGACAGUAACUCACUCCUGAAUGGAGGUGAACUUAAGACUUUGGAUAAUCAAGCAUUUGUGGAGUUCAGAUGUUUCCCCUCUUUUGUGAAGUGUAUAUGGAUACAGUAACUCUUUGUGCUGUGUUUAAUUUUCUGGUUCAUAUUUUCUCAAAGCCGUUUUCAGUGGUUGUGUAUAAAUUUAUUGCACAGUUUUAAAUGUAAAAGAUAGUACUGUAAUUCAAAGAUUAGUUAUUAUAGAGGAUAUUUGGUAUCAGCAGCACAGUUCUGUUUAUAUUUGUGAAUAUGCUGCCAUUAAAUCUAUUUUAUAAAUGAAUUUAAACAGACUAUGUUUUACCUUUGUGUUUUUAUGGGCUAUCAAAGCAAUUAAAACCCCCCAUAAAACUC
Cyprinus carpio (common carp) is the source of this 2780-nucleotide messenger RNA. Its product is annotated as lysophospholipase D GDPD1-like. The record is from RefSeq and is a predicted model, not a curated record. Lineage: Eukaryota; Metazoa; Chordata; Actinopteri; Cypriniformes; Cyprinidae. Gene Ontology annotation, molecular function: phosphatidylcholine lysophospholipase A1 activity; phosphoric diester hydrolase activity. Gene Ontology annotation, cellular component: endoplasmic reticulum membrane. Gene Ontology annotation, biological process: glycerophospholipid catabolic process; N-acylethanolamine metabolic process.